Molecule: messenger RNA, 680 nt
Organism: Symsagittifera roscoffensis
Lineage: Eukaryota; Metazoa; Xenacoelomorpha; Acoela; Convolutidae
Exons: 4
Coding region: 19-582 (187 amino acids)
Source: RefSeq, a predicted model, not a curated record
GGGGCUGUAUGGGUUUGUAUGUACGGGGCCACAGCUGGAAACAUCUACGUGUAUGACCUCAUAGAUGGAUCAUGUGUUCACGGGGACUAUCUCACUCAACUGGGCGAUCAGAUCUAUUUCCACUAUGCUCUCACAGUCUUGUAUUGUGGACUUCCUUCUGCACUUCUGUUUGUCUUCAACAUCAUCAUACUCUACAAACUCAAGACGAACGCAAGCACAAUGAAAAAAUCCAGUCGUCAAUCAGCUAUCACAAAAGUCCUUCUCCUGGUCUCUUGGGCUUUUUUAUUCUUCACAGCUUGUUCGGCAAUUCCAAUCUACCUGGUUUUGUUCUACUUGAACCCUAUGUUGGAUCCUAACACGCCUGAUGAUAUAGAACACGAGAUAUCUAACAACAUCUUGUUGGCCGUGGAGCUACCUGCAGUUGGGAACGUGGCUUUCAACUGUGUUUUUUACGUCCUCGGCAGCAAAAUAUUCAGAGACGAAUUCGUAGCCAUGUUUCGCAAACGUUUCUGCUGUCGCAAAGUUCACCCGAAUAAUGGAGCGGCAGCAAGUCAGACCCAAACACAGCCGAAAAAAAAUUGAUCAUCAAAGAACAAUCAAAGAAGCAGAGAGGAAACAAAACCUGAAGAAACCUCUGCAUCCCAUGUUUUUAUGUUUUUCCCACACACCCAAUGAUUAUU